Messenger RNA from Klebsormidium nitens, 1666 nucleotides. NCBI's taxonomy places the organism in Eukaryota, Viridiplantae, Streptophyta, Klebsormidiophyceae, Klebsormidiales, Klebsormidiaceae. The record is from the annotation of a GenBank genome assembly.
AGACUCGAAAGGAACUGAUCAAGAGCAUCCGGAUCACAGGGAACAGAGGAGAUCAGGGGUUCCGCUUUCAUUGCCUUCAGAAGGUUGUGUCUAGCUGGUCAGCAAGCUGUGGCUAGCUGAACGAUGCUCAAACUAGCUGCAUUGAGUUUAGUCUUCUAGAUUGCUUUUUAUGUUUUCAACGACGUUGGCACAAUGGCUGACGCAGGUUGCUUAACCAAGCAGACCACAGUUCCUUUCAGUUUAGGAGGUGAUCUCCAUCAUUUAAAAAGCACUAGAGACUGCUCAUCCAAUGCGGCUGCAUUGCUUGGCAAACGGCAGAUUCGACUACAACGCACCUUUACUUAUAGCAGGCAACAGUUUCAGGGAGUCCUGCCCGCUUUGACACAGCGUAAAUGCAAAGGAUUGCAACUCCAGGCUGUAGCGAGUACUGAUCAAGAGACGAAUUCCAAACCGGCGGUGCAAGAUCCAAAGACUCUGAAGGAGAAAAGGAAGUAUCUGCACUAUACACAGCCGUGGUUCUCAAGAGAGACAGUCCUCAGGAAAGAAGCGGACGGCAUUUGGACGCUCACGCAGCCGUUCCAAUUGGGCUUCGGACGCUUUGCAGAUGCAAGGUUAAGGGCGACAGUUGUGCAGUUGGAGGAUGGAACCCUGUGGGUGCACAGUCCCGUAGCCCUCACGGAAGAAUGUGCGGAACUGGUAACAUCUCUUGGCGGCCAAGUUGCUCACAUAGUCGUCCCGAACACGUCCCCCGAGCAUGCCUGGUUCAGCAAAGGCUGGGCCGACCGGUUCCCGGACGCCCGGUGGUACGCUCCCGUCCGCAUCGUCCAAAAACUGAGCCAAAGACUGGGGCGGCAAGUUCACGGGUUGGAAAAGAGUCAGGUACCCCCAGCCUGGGCGAGCGUCCUCCAGGCGGUAACGUUCAGCACUGGCGCUAACGGUGAAUUUCAAGAGGACCUCUUCUUCCAUACACGGGAGAAGGCCUUAAUCGUGGCGGAUAUGCUGGUGUGUCUAGACGACGAGCAACUGCCGACCGGGAUCAACAAGUUCAUGGCACAGAGUUUGGGCGUGCGCAAAGAGCUUGGCAUGCUAAUCCCAUUCAGACUGUACCUGGGCAAGUAUCCGGAGGCUGCAAAGGCGUUCUGCAAUGCUCUUUCCAAGCUGGACUUCUCAUGGAUCAUUUUCAGCCACGGAAGCAUUCCCGUGAGGGCAGGCAAGGACGAUAUCAUGCGAGUGUACAACACUUACUUAUAGAAAGAGACGUUACAAGCAGACGCCUUGCCAUAUAAGUAAGCUUAUUAGCAUGGAGGCAAAACCAACUGACUGUACAUAGUUGCAAUUCAAAUAGGCACUCACAGGACAUUUAUUGCCAAACACUUCAGGUACAAGCAUGCAAAGCUCAAGGUAGAGUGCAUGCUUGAAAUAGAACUCUUCAUGCUAGACAUUGGCCUAUGUGUUGCACGGCAGUGAGCAUUUCAAGGACCCGUUCAAAAUCCCUCAAAAAACGAUUUGCAGGAGUAUAUAUGGCUUCCGAAGAUAAAGCUAAGGAGACUUAGUGAGAUUCUGCAAUCAGCCACUGAGUGGCUCAUAUGCCACGCGUGCAAGUGCAAAAAUCGAACGCACGUGCCAACUUCAGGCACCAAUACCUUGCCCAGAUGGAAAUGCACGA